Aspergillus oryzae RIB40 is the source of this 2226-nucleotide messenger RNA. RefSeq lists its product as uncharacterized. Gene Ontology annotation, cellular component: nucleus. NCBI's taxonomy places the organism in Eukaryota, Fungi, Ascomycota, Eurotiomycetes, Eurotiales, Aspergillaceae. The transcript is spliced from 5 exons. The coding region runs from base 1 to 2226 and encodes 741 amino acids. Gene Ontology annotation, molecular function: DNA-binding transcription factor activity, RNA polymerase II-specific; zinc ion binding; RNA polymerase II cis-regulatory region sequence-specific DNA binding. The record is from RefSeq and is a predicted model, not a curated record. Gene Ontology annotation, biological process: positive regulation of transcription from RNA polymerase II promoter by galactose; DNA-templated transcription.
AUGCCUCUUAAAGCUGUCGACGAGGGGAAAAGGCGAUCUAGAACACGCUCCAAGAUCGCCUUGGCGUGUAACUCGUGUAGGGAGAAGAAGAUCCGCUGUGACGGAACAAAGCCCAUAUGUGGACCAUGCGUGAGGCGUUCAUAUCGGAAUGAUCAGUGUGUCUAUAACCCGGAAAACUCCCGGUCCACAAGCAGGGACGAAUACCUCCAUGCUCUUCAUCAGCGAAUCAAAGACUUGGAAGAUAUCUGUUCAAGGGCCGGGGUAGUUGUCCACAAUCCCUCAACUCCACAAAGUGGACUGCCCCUUGACUCCACCGGACACGGCGAGACGCCACCACAAGGGGCCAGCUUGUCCUCCGCUCCCCGCCAUUCAGAACAUGAAUCUAUGGGGCAGAAUCCGACCCCUGUAACGUCCAAUACCAGGCUGGCUCCGGCGUGCAUACUGCCAGGCACUCAAGGUGAACAUGACAACAGCCACACUAGGUCGGCAGAAGAAGAUGCUACAGAUAUCUAUGAAUCUCCAUUAUUUGAUGAGGGCGAAGGCCACAUAGCGGGUAUGGGCCAAAUCAUCCUGUCAGGGGCAGGAAGUGAAGAGCAACGGGGGUCCACCCGACUCCAAUACUAUGGCACUUCAUCGACGGCCUCUCUCAUGCGUUUUGCAUGGCAAAGGAUGCCCUCGCGGCCAGCAGGCACUUCAGCCGAAACACGAUACAGCAGGCUUCAGGACACAUCCGACAACUACGGGAUCGAUGAUUUUUUGUUACCGCCGCGAGCGUUUGCAGAUCAACUUGUAAAACACUUUUUCGAUAAAGUCUUUAAUCUCUACCCGUUUUUCCACCGUCCGUCCUUCGAAGCGGCCUAUCGGAAUCUCUGGCGCGCAGAGGACGAGCCAAUCAUCGCAGCUCCUACGGUUUUACAGGUUGGACUGGGCUCGAGCGCGGAGUCGGGACCUAAAUCCAUCGUGUUCCAGUGUGCCCUGAAUUUGAUCUUUGCUUUAGGCUGUCAGUUUGCAGACAUUGCCCCAGAAGAAGCUGAGGCUGUCGCAAACUCUUUCUUCCUUCGAGCAAAGAAAUUCAUCGGGCUCGAUUUCUUGGACAUCAACACCCUCGGCGUGGUGCAGACUUUACUGAUCACAGCACUUUUUCUGCAGAGCUCUCCGUAUCCUAGCCGUUGCUGGCAUUCUGUCGGGAACGCCUGCAGGGUGGCCGUCGUCCUCGGACUGCAUAGAUCAGAUAUUCUCGCUACAUUAUCACCGUUGGAGUCUGAAAUUCGUAGGCGGACGUGGCAUGGAUGCGUGAUGAUGGACAUACCAAGCAUGACCUCACACCUGGCCCCUGUUCCCAGACCAGACGGUUUGAAAACAUAUGAACGUCAAGAAGGGGGCGAGGAACCUUCCUUGAUGGCAUUUUACAACGAGUCGAUCAAGCUGUAUGAUAUAUUGGACAUCAUUCUAGCAGACAUAUACCAAGCUUGGUCUGGCCGGCUACGCCGGGAUCAGCUCCAAACCUCAAACAUGAACCUUGGGAGCCUCGAUAUUGUCCUCAGAGUCGAGAAGGAGCUGGCCUUUUUCGAAGCGAACCUUCCUCCUUUCCUGAAGUGGAUCUCCGGACCACCUGAAGGACUUUCUUGUCCGGAAUCGAACACAGCCAUUUCCCAGCAAAGGAAUGUAUUACGUGCCAGAUAUAUCCAUCUUCAUCUUCUCCUAUACCGCCCGAUCUUCACCCAACUCUAUUCGAACCGAAACUCCUCAUGUGGGCUAGAGAUGCAAAGACCCCUCUAUUCUUCCAUGUUUAGCAAAUGCGCGACCGCAUGUGUGACGACCGCUAUCGACCUCACGCACCUAGUCCAAGAGACCUAUCAGACGAAAGCCACUGAUGCAUGGUGGUACAACGGGUUCUAUCAAUCUACUCUGGGUAAAACACGGGAUGCUUGGAAAGAGGCCAUAAGUAUUCUGGAGUCGAUGACUACAUUUUGCCGCUCUGCCACCAACACUCUCCAAUUUCUGCAGGCUGCUUAUCAUCAAGCAGUUCCCAAUGGUCAACAACAGGUAGUUGUAGAGGGUGAUGCCUCACAGAUCCAUCAAACCAGUAACUCAUGUGAUCUUCCGAAUAGCGGUCCAACCCAAAUCUCCACUUUCGACUGGGAGGAAUUCGCGGAGAGCAUGGUACCUGGAUUAGAUGAUUUGGGGUUCUUGACGGAGUUCAACUUUCAUGGCGCCUUAGAAUGA